Molecule: messenger RNA, 5472 nt
Organism: Aedes albopictus (Asian tiger mosquito)
Lineage: Eukaryota; Metazoa; Arthropoda; Insecta; Diptera; Culicidae
Exons: 2
Coding region: 1-5472 (1823 amino acids)
Biological process (GO): DNA integration
Molecular function (GO): nucleic acid binding
Source: RefSeq, a predicted model, not a curated record
AUGCAGGAGAAGUACCUGCGCGACAAAUUCGAGCUGGAGGAACAGAUUGCUGAUGACGAGAGCAGCAAAUCAAGCGUCUUCAGUCGCAAGGAUAGGACCAAGGCUUGGUUGAAAAGCCAGCACGGCAUGAGUCACCGGGACGACAAAAGCGCGACACAGUUCUCGGAGUGGCCUAAUGCAGCGAACGAUUUGGCGGAACCGGAUCGUUUCCGGCCGCUAGCAAAUGUGACAGCCGAUCGACAGCAGUUAGAGACACGAUUCAUCCCAGAAGCGAUUCCGGAUCAUCAGAUCCGUGCCAACAGUGCUCAGGUCAGGAAUGUCCCUUCGGAACCCGUCGGAAACCACUUCGGAAGUGCGGCUAGAUCGAAUGCCAGCCUGGCGCCGUCUUUGCGAGGGAUUGAGCGCGCGGCGAUAGAAUUGAACCCAGGUUCCCACGGGGCGGGGCCGAACAGUGACCAAGUGGCGGCGAGACAAAUCUGGCCGAAGAAGCUACCUACCUUUUCGGGUGACCCGGAAGCGUGGCCUAUAUUUGUCCACAGCUUCGAGACAGCCAACAUUGCGUGCGGUUUCACGGACGUGGAAAAUAUAAUUCGCUUGCGAGAGUGCUUGCGCGGGCCAGCGCGAGAUGCCGUCGUUACGAAACUGAUGUUUCCCCAAAGCGUUAACGCGAUUAUGGAAACGCUGCGACGGUUGUACGGGAGACCAGAGUUGCUGGUGAAGAAUCUGCUGAUCAAGGUGCGUCGGGCAGAGGCACCGAAACCGGAACGAUUAGAAUCGCUGAUCAACUUUGGCCUGACCGUACAACAACUAUGCGAUCACCUGGAGGCCGCGAAUCUUAGCGGUCAUCUAUCCAACCCUACGCUGCUCGGUGAGUUAGUGGAGAAGCUGCCAGCGUCGAACAAGCUCGAGUGGGCACGAUUCAAGCGAGGAUAUGCUGAACCGACGCUCAAACACUUCGGAGUGUUCAUGGAAGAGCUAGUGUACGACGCCAGUGAAGUGACGUCCCCGGUCCAACAGAAAACAACGGUUGCGAGGGCCGAAAGGGACAAGCUGAAAGAGAGAGGACAUGUGUACGCCCACGAAGAGGUAGCCGAGGUGCAGAGACGCGAUGAGGAAAGGCAACCCUGUCCAAUAUGCGGUAAAACGGACCAUCGUGUGCGGAACUGUGAACGGUUUCAGCAGCUGGGAUUGGAAGCUCGCCUGAAAGCCGUCCAUCAUUGGAAGUUGUGCGAGGUUUGCCUGUUUGACCACGGCCAAUGGAGAUGUCGAUCUAGAAUCCGAUGCAACGUCGGGAACUGCCGAGACCGUCACCACCCACUCCUGCAUCGUACUGAGCGCGGUUCGAUACAGCGACAACUUCGAGCGUCGGAAUGCAACGCUCAUGAGCGGUCGCAAAGAUCUGUCCUGUUCAGGAUCAUACCGGUAAUGUUGUUCAACGGGAACCGCAGAUGUGAAACUUUCGCCUUUUUGGACGAAGGGUCUUCCUUGACGCUCAUCGAAGCAAGUUUAGCACGGCAGCUUGGAGCAGUUGGUGUCCCAGAACCGCUAGAGCUGAGAUGGACGUCGAGCGUGAAGAGGAAUGAAGAGAGUUCAAAGCGCGUGGAUUUCGAAAUUUCCGGAAAAGGACUGCCCCGUCGUUACGUGCUGAAGAACGCGCACACCGUUGAAGAGUUGAAUCUUCCGAAUCAGAGUUUGGCCUUCAACGAACUAUCCGAUCGAUUUCCACACCUCCGAAACCUCCCUAUUUCAACAUACUCCGAGGCCGUACCUAGAAUUCUUCUAGGUUUGGAAAACUUGAGCCUCUUCGCGCCCUUGGAUAGUUGCGUCGGCCGACCAGGUGAACCGAUCGCGGUAAAAUCGCUGCUGGGAUGGUCCGUCUAUGGCCCAGAUGGGAGCGCCCUAUCGAAAACCGGAUUCGUAAACCUUCACGAGUGCAACUGUGAUGAUGAUAGAGAAUUGAAUGACCUAGUUCGACAGCAGUUCAUUCUGGAGGACGCGCUGAUUGAGUCGACGCCUCCGCUUGAGUCCACUGAGGAGAAACGCGCCCGCGAAAUUUUGGAAAAUACCACAAAAUUCGUGGAUGGGAAAUACGAAACCGCUCUUCUUUGGAAAGCCGACGAUAUUCACCUACCCGAUAGCCUGCCCAUGGCAAUGAAACGUUUGCGGAGCUUCGAGGCCCAACUGGCGAAGGACCCGAAUCUUCGCGAAGGCGUGAAUCAGCAGAUAGUCGACUACGUGCAGAAAGGCUACGUGCAUAAGGCUACAGAGAAGGAGCUGGUAGAGAUCAGCAGAAGGCAAGUCUGGUAUCUACCGCUUGGCCUGGUUACGCACCCGAAAAAGCAAAAGAGAAGACUCGUGUGGGAUGGAAAAGCGCAAGUUGAUGGGGUUUCCCUCAACUCCCUACUGUUAAAAGGUCCCGACCUGCUAGUGUCGCUGGCUUCAGUGAUCUGCAAAUUUCACGAGAAGCGUGUUGCAUUUGGAGGUGAUAUCCGCGAAAUGUUUCUGCAGCUUCGUAUGCGGACAGCGGACAAAUAUUUCCAGUGUUUCCUGUUUCGCUCCGACUCGCGACACCCUGCAGAAGUCUACAUCGCAGACGUAGCGAUGUUUGGCGCCACUUGCUCGCCAUGCGUCGCGCAGCACGUCCUACGAGUCAACGCCGACAAGUGGGCGGACGAGUUCCCUUCGGCUGCGGCGGCAAUCAAGGACAAAACAUACAUGGAUGACUACUACGACAGCGCUAACACCCCCGAAGAAGCGGCAGAGCUGGCUGUUCAAGUUAGGACCAUCCACGCCCGUGGCGGGUUUGAAAUGAGGAACUGGGUGAGCAAUAGUGAAGAAGUGUUGGAGAAGCUCGGAGAACCCGGUGCUACGAGUCCACGUCUCCUACAGUCGACGUCCGAGGCAAAAUGGGAACGAGUUCUCGGAAUGCUGUGGCACCCAGAAUCGGACGCGCUAACGUUUUCAACCGAGCUUGGCGAACAACUUCUUCAGUACGUGUCCGGAGGAAAGCGGCCGACAAAGCGAAUCGCUCUGAGGAUCAUAAUGAGUCUGUUUGAUCCUCUUGGUCUCCUGGCACCGUACCUCAUACAUGGACGCAUCCUCAUUCAGGAUCUAUGGAGAAGUGGGGUGCAGUGGGACGAAGAGAUGAGAGAUGAAGAGUUCGAGAAGUGGACACACUGGGUGGAGUUGCUGCCUGGCAUAAGCGAGCUCAGUAUUCCACGUUGCUAUUUUGGGGAAGCGGAUCCUCUGUGCCAUAGAACGUUGCAGUGCCACGUGUUCACCGAUGCCAGUGAGGCUGGAUAUGGCUGCGCGGUAUACUUCCGGAUUAAGGACGACCUUGAACGUGUGCAGUGUUCGCUGGUUAUGGCGAAAAGUAAAGUCGCUCCCCUGAAACAUCUCUCUAUUCCGCGGUUGGAGUUGGAAGCGGCCCUACUAGGGGCAAGAAUGUUGACCACUGUUUUGAAGAACCACACCCUUCAACCUCGGGAGGUGUACCUCUGGACAGAUUCUUCCACGGUUCUCGCGUGGAUUCGCUCCGACCACAGGCGCUACAAACAAUUCGUCGCCCAUCGUAUCGGAGAAAUUCUGUCUCUGACCCAAGCUGAAUGCUGGCGGUGGGUCCCAUCUAAACACAACGUUGCCGACUGUUUGACGAAGUGGGUACGCGACUCGGAGCCUGAUUCAAAUGGAAGGUGGUUCCAGGGUCCAUCGUAUCUAUAUCUCGCCGAAGACAUGUGGCCACAGCAGCAAGUUAAGACGAAUACUUCUGAAGAAUUGCGAUCCGCCUACCUGCUUGCUCAUAUCGCACUUCCCGUGCGGAUGAUAGAUGUUGGUAGAUUUUCAAAGUGGAGUGUACUGUUACGAACCGUGGCGUGCAUUUACCGUUUCAUCAGAAACUGCCGAUUGCGCAUCGCUGGAAGCCCUAUAGAAACCAUCCAAGCUACAGAAAACCAAGCGAAGCUGUUGAAAUCAGAAGUGGCCGCCCGCAAGGUGCCAUUGACGCAGGAGGAGUUUCUACGAGCGGAGCAGUUUCUCUGGAGAAUGACGCAGGGUGAAUAUUAUCCGGACGAAGUUCGAACUCUGCUGAAGAACCGAGAACAACCGAUUGAAAAAUGGAUACCCAUUGAGACGAGCAGCCCACUCUAUAGAUUCUCACCAUUUGCCGAUGAAUUUGGCAUCCUACGAAUGGAAGGAAGAACAGCCGAUACCGUUUACGCUAGUUUCGACGCGAGGUAUCCGAUCAUUCUCCCCAAAGAUAGUGAGAUCACACUGCGCCUUCUAGAGCACUACCAUCGUGUUUAUGGUCACGCGAACAAAGAAACCGUCGUAAAUGAAGUUCGUCAACGGUUUCAGAUCGCACAUCUACGACCGGUUGUAGAUCGCAUUGCGCGCAGCUGUCAAUGUUGCAAAGUGAGCAAGUGCAAACCCCUUCCUCCUCGAAUGGCACCUCUGCCUGAGCAACGAUUGACGCCGAAUGUUCGACCUUUUAGUUUCGUCGGUAUCGACUACAUGGGACCACUGGAGGUAACCGUUGGUCGUCGUAAAGAGAAGAGAUUCGUAGCGGUGUUCACAUGUCUCGUUGUUCGAGCCGUGCACCUUGAAGUUUCGUACGACUUAUCUAGCGAAUCGUGCAUUAUGGCUAUCCGGCGAUUCACACGCAGAAGAGGGUCUCCUGUUGAAAUCUUUUCCGACAACGGGACCAACUUCGUUGGUGCCAGUCGAGAGUUGCAGAGACAAAUUGAGCGAAUUAACUUGGAUUGCGCUGGCACAUUCACUGAUGCCCGAACCAAAUGGUCGUUUAACCCCCCCUCUGCUCCACAUAUGGGCGGGGUAUGGGAGCGAAUGGUGAGGAGCGUCAAAGAAGCCAUGGUCGCGUUGGAUGAUGGACGAAAACUCACCGACGAAACUCCGUGGACUACACUAGUCGAAGUUGAAGGACUGAUAAAUUCGCGGCCGCUUACGUACAUGCCGCAAGAUUCCAGUAAUCCAGAAGCCUUAACACCCAACCAUUUGAUUUUUGGUUGUUCAUCUGGCGCUCACGAAGCUUUGGAACCGUCCGCAGAUCCUGGACAAGCUCUCCGAAGCAGCUUUCUACGAUCACAGCAACUAGCGGACUUUAUCUGGCAAAGGUGGACGAAGGAAUACUUCCCUACUCUCAACAGGAGAACCAAAUGGCUGAACGAAGUAAGAUCCCUGAAGGUCGGAGAUGUCGUCUACGUAACGGAAGGUAAAAGAAGGUCAUGGAGUAGAGGCAUAGUUGAAGAAGUCAUCUGCGGCAAGGAUGGCAGGAUACGACAAGCGAUCGUGCGUACGUCAUCAGUCGGGAUACCUGAACUAGUAGGUACCGAACUUCAUUUCAUCAUUUUCGCGGUCAGCAUCCGCCGACUUGACUGCGACUGCACCAACAACCCCCCGCUGGGAGCAAACCAUGGAGGAACCAUGUUGCAGCGGAAGGAAACGAGCGUGCGCUAG